AAAGUAGGAAAACUAUUUAUGGAAGAAUUCCGAAACGAACUAGAUAAAGAAAAUUAUUUAUAAAAUUCUAAGUUAAAGGCUGAAGCUAUUAUAUAUUUUUGAAUUUGUAGAAGGAAUUGCCGAUGAACAAACUUCUUGAAGUUGUACUUCUAUCUCUUUUGGAUUGAUUGCGUUGUUUUUGUAAGGUAGAAGAGAUCAAGUGUGUGAUAAAUACUGACAAAAAGGAAUGUAGAUAAAAAAUUGGGCACAGAAGAAAAAAUAAAUUUACAAUAAACAAAGCGACGGAGGAAAGAGUGUGCAAGCAACUUGGGAGUGCAAAAACAGCACCAAAAUUCAACGUCGACUAUAUUGUUUGAUAUUUGAAGUAUUUUAAUUAAAAUUCAGAAUAAGUUUAAUGCAGCGAAGGAUAUAAAAAGGCACUACGUAGUUCGCAUAAAAAGUAAACUUUGCGUAUAGUUUAAAGAAGAGCACAAAGAAAAUUGUAUGUGCAGUUGUAUUGGCGCAUAAAACGUAUAAAUAAAUAAUAAAUAGUGAACGCUCCUGAUAAAGCAAAAUACCUACAAUGGAUCGCAAUAACGGCUCUAAUCGCUACACACCAAUCCGACGCGCAGGCCAGCAACAACAUCAAUCAAAUUCGUUAUCAUCACUUUCAUCAUCGAAUAAUAAUCAACAUCAACAACAUUUAGAUAAUCAUCGCAAUAAUUCGUCACAAUAUUCAACGACCAAUCAUAGCGCAUAUUCACCACAAUCAACAAUGUCCCGCGAACCGCUCACACAACAUGACGAACUGAUUCGAUAUAUCAGGGAAGCAUGGACAAAGGUAAAUGAACAGAAUACGCCCGUAAAUUAUUGUAAUGAGUCGGAUCAUCAACUAAAAAAUUUCAAACCAUUUAAUUUGGAGGAGUACUGGGACCAGCGGCAUUUUCAAAAUAUUCGUGUAUCACACGGACAACAAUAAGAUAAUAGAAAUUUAUGCAGCAACAACAACAGUCGUACAACAAAUUUUCCUUGUUUUAUAUGUUCUGUGUUGUUAGGCAUGCAUUGAAAAAUUUUAUUGUAAUACUACAAGUAACAUAAUCGCUACAUAGAACUAUGAUGUAUUUCCAUUAUUGAGAAAUUAUCUGAAAUUUUCUUCAAAAAUCCCGGAUA
Molecule: messenger RNA, 1149 nt
Organism: Bactrocera latifrons
Lineage: Eukaryota; Metazoa; Arthropoda; Insecta; Diptera; Tephritidae
Product: protein FAM195A
Exons: 3
Coding region: 563-958 (131 amino acids)
Source: RefSeq, a predicted model, not a curated record